This is a messenger RNA of Micromonas commoda, 1179 nucleotides long. RefSeq lists its product with no specific name. Gene Ontology annotation, molecular function: protein binding. The record is from RefSeq and is a predicted model, not a curated record. The transcript has a single exon. NCBI's taxonomy places the organism in Eukaryota, Viridiplantae, Chlorophyta, Mamiellophyceae, Mamiellales, Mamiellaceae. Bases 1 to 1179 code for a protein of 392 amino acids.
AUGGAGCCAAGAAGGAGCGAGAGGAUCAAAGUAUCCAAGGAGGAUGGCUUCGGCGUGCUGCUCGGUGCUCUGAUCCGCGAGGUUCCCGACCUGUUCGAUGCGGAGGUCCUGUCGAAGCUCGACGUUGAAGACCACCUCCGACUCGCGCAGGUGAACAAAGAGUGCUUGGACGCCGUGUACAAGUUGUCUCCCGUCGAGUUCAUGAGCACGUGCCCCAUAUCGCGUCCAUAUCCGAAAGAUUCGUGUCCGUAUGACCAUAAUCUGUGGCUUUACGAUUCAUAUAUUGAGACAGGACACUUAGUACCAACGUGGCUGGGCAUCCCGCCGACGACCAGUGGACAUGAAGUGCAAGGAGAUACACGUGCUUUCUUGAACAGGCAACACCAAGCCGCAGCGAUGGGCCGUCUGGAUGUAUUGAAAUGGCUCUGGAACCACGGACACAAGUGUGUUCACUACGAGACAGCAUACUGGGCUGUGAAGUAUGGACACAUGCACGUGCUCGAAUGGUUCUUUGAGCUUCCGAUUGAACGUCAACUCAGAAAGGAUGACGAGGACACGUUAGAUCCGAAUUGUUUGUUUGGUGACCCAGAGAUUCUCUGCAUGGGUGCUGCGCAAGUAGGCAACUAUGAAGUGCUGAAGUUUUUGAGGGAGAAAGGAUGCCCGUGGGGUAAGAGGACGAGUACCGAGGCAUGUAGGUAUGGACGAUUGGAAGUCAUGAAGUGGUUGCAAAAAGAAGGAUGCCUGUGCGAUUUGGACGGGUUCUUGAGUGUCUGCGGCGGCCACUUGGACGUCCUCAAGUGGAUUCGAGAAACUUACCCUGGGUGCGCAUUCGAUGCACGCGCAUCCCAAUGGUCUUCUAUACAUAACCGGCUGGACUGUCUGAUGUGGUUGAGAGAGCACGGGUGCCCGUGGGAAGCUAGUGUGAUGAAUCACGCCGCCGGCGGUAAAGGAAAUUUGGAAAUACUCAAGUGGGCGCAUGAGAACGGGUGCCCGUGGAAUGUCUCCACAGCCAACUGCGCUGCAAUUUCUGGUAACCUUGAAAUAAUUAGGUAUCUCCACGAGAAUGGAUGCCCGUUCAGCGAAGACGCAUGCCGUCACGCCGUCGAAGGGGAACAUUGGCACUGCCUCGAUUACCUGGUGAACAACGAGCUCCCGGGCUGGGAGGAGUACAACUACUAG